CCUCGUCUCGCAUCAGGGAGAUAAUCGCCUGUAUCGGCGCACCGUUGUUCGCAGAGCCCUCCUAUCUCCUCUCUACCACCCCAGCACAUCACACUGACUGAUCCAGAAUCAGCAGCUGCUGCUCCUCUCCCCUCUCUUCUUAUAAGCAGCGCGACACCGCGCAGAGCUCCAGCCGCGCUCUCUCCACUUCGGGAUGGACUUGUCUUGGUCUCCUUCUGCGCAUCGCUGUCUCCGUCUGUAGUUCAGCGGGAGUUUUCGGCAGGAGGGAGCAAGCGCUGGUCUUUGCUUUGCUUAAUUUAAAUUUUUUUUUUUUUUUUUUACCUGAACGGCCACUGCACAAUCAUUUCCGAGCGGCAGUUCAGAAAUGGGAAUGUAUUUGCAUCUCCUGCUCUUGCAGGGUUAUUUUGUCUCGAAUUUUUUGUGCAAUGCCGUUGCUUUCGUGGAGGAGCCCGCCGGAGGGAGGUCGGACGGGUACUGCGGGCGGAUCCUCCGGGCGCAGACGCAGGGGACCCGGCGGGAAGGGCACCACGAGUUCAGGAUCAGGGUGGAGGGGGACCCGGAGACCUACCUGCCGGGCAGCACAUACAGAGUGGUGCUUCUAGCCAGCAGCCCUGCUUAUUUCAGAGGCUUUACUCUCAUCGCGCUGAAGGAGGGCAGAGAGGGCACCACAGACGAAGACUUCGCUGGCCAAUUCCAGAUCAUCGAUAACGAYGACACCCAGUUCAUGACCAACUGUCCUCCUGCGGUGACAGAGAGCACACCGCGCAGAAGAACCAGGAUACAGGUCUUGUGGACCGCACCACCCAGUGGUACUGGGUGUGUUAUUCUCAAGGCCAGUAUUGUCCAGAAAAGAGUCAUCUUUUUCCAGGAUCAAGGCUCUCUCACCAUUCGACUGUGUGAGAAAGAGCGUGUUCCCGGUGAAGUCACAGAAGUACCUGCAAUCGAAUGCUGUGCUUGUGGAACUGCUAAAUAUAGACUUACCUUCUACGGCAACUGGUCAGAAAAAGUACAUCCAAAAGAUUAUCCAAGACGUGCCAACCACUGGUCUGCCCUGAUUGGUGCAUCCCACUCCAGGAGUUAUGUGCUGUGGGAAUACGGCGGCUAUGCCAGCGAAGGAGUUCGACAGGUGGCUGAACUCGGCUCCCCCAUCAAGAUGGAAGAAGAGAUUCGACAGAAGGGUGAUGAAGUGCUGACCGUCAUUAAAACCAAAGCUCAGUGGCCAGCAUGGCAGCCACUUAACCUGCGAGCUGCUCCSUCGGCWGAGUUUUCUGUGGAUCAGAACCGGCACCUUAUGUCCUUCCUGACUAUGCUCGGGCCCAGUCCAGACUGGAACGUGGGGCUGUCCGGAGAGGACCUUUGUACCAAGGASUGUGGCUGGGUCCAGAGACUUGUCGCAGACCUCAUACCGUGGGAUGCAGGCACAGACAGCGGUGUCACAUAUGAGUCACCAAACAAGCCCACUGUCCCUCAGGAGAAAAUCCGGCCUCUGACCAGCCUGGAUCAUCCUCAGAGCCCCUUCUAUGACCCAGAAGGGGGCGCAAUUACUCCGGUGGCUCGGGUAAUGGUGGAACGUAUUGCUAGAAAGGGAGAACAGUGUAAUGUGGUGCCAGACACCAUCGACGACAUAGUAGCCGAUAUUGGACAGGAGGAGAAGGAGGAAGACGACACACCGGAGACGUGUAUCUAUUCUGCCUGGUCUCCCUGGUCAGCCUGUAGCAGCGCCACCUGUGACAAAGGUCGCCGAAUGAGGCAGAGGAUGCUAAAGGCUCAGCUGGAUCUCAGCGUACCUUGCCCUCACACCCAGGACUUCCAGCCCUGCAUGGCGCCGGGAUGCAAUAUGGAGGAGCCUUCAACGUGCAUGAUGUCGGAGUGGAUCAGCUGGUCCGCUUGCAGUGUUUCCUGUGGGAUGGGGAUGAGGUCCAGAGAGCGAUACGUCAAACAGUAUCCUGAGGACGGUUCGCUCUGUCAGCUUCAAACUGAGGAGACUGAGAAAUGUGUUGUCAACGACGAAUGCUCUCCCAGCAGCUGUGUGGUGACAGAGUGGGGAGAGUGGGACCCCUGCAGCAUCACCUGCGGUGUUGGCAUGAGAAGACGUGAGCGCAUGGUGAAGAUGCCCCCUAUAGACGGAUCCAUGUGUAAAACCGAGGUGGCCGAGGUGGAGAAGUGCAUGAUGCCAGAAUGCCACACUAUCCCCUGCAUGCUGUCCCCCUGGUCGGAUUGGAGUGAGUGCAGUGUGACAUGCGGCCGGGGAGUUCGAAACCGUCAGAGGAUGCUGAAGUCGGAUCCUGCUGAGUGCACCGAGGAGCUGGAGCAAACCGAGAAAUGCAUGUUGCCUGAAUGCCCGGUGGACUGCAUGGUCUCAGAAUGGUCGGAGUGGUCGGAGUGCAACAAGUCCUGCGGUAAAGGACACACGAUUCGCACUCGAAUGAUCAAACUUGAGCCGCAGUUCGGGGGCAGCUCUUGUCCCGAGACCAUCCAGCGGAAGAAAUGCAAGAUCAGGAAGUGCCGCACAAAAGGGGGAGGCAGAAGCAAGGCCAAGGAAUUGGGUGCAGCGGGUUGCCGUAUGCAGCCAUGGACCAGCUGGACUGACUGCACUAAACCCUGCGGAGGAGGCUUACAGGAGCGCUUCAGGACGGCAAAGAGAAGGGGAAAGGGCAACUGCAAGGACCGGAGGGAGAUCCGGGCCUGUAACAAUGAUUCCUGCUACUACUGAGCAGGGAGGAAAGGAGUGUCGCAAACAUCAGAAAUGUCAAAAUUUAAUAAGAAACGUGUUCUGUGUUGGCAGAAGGGAAGAGAGGGCGAUGAUAAUGGGUUAGUUUCAAACUUUAAAAACAGGAGAGACGGGCAAAGGAGGAAGCAAGUGAUGAACUCAGAAGAUGGAAAACAGAGUACAGAAAGAGAAGGUUUGAUGUUUAGUGAAGCUGUUGUAGAAAUUAGUAAACAGGGAGGGUUUUCAUUUUAGAACACAAAGAAAGUAUUAAACACUAACAUCUGUGUCCUGCAAAAAUGCUUUCAGAGAACUAACAGCUUUGUUAACCUCAGCAUUACCAACUCACACAACCCUCCCACUGUCUGCAGUAUUGGUUUUAAAUUAUUCAAUCAUGGUUAAAAAAAAAAAAAGAAAAGAAAGAAAAGACGCCCUUUUUCAAAUGUUUUAGCAAAGUAUAACAAAGAUGAUUUGGUCUUUACAACAUUUUGAAGUCUAACCUUGAGUGUAAAAACACGUUAUAGCCUGUGCUUUCUUUUCAACAAAGAUGAAGCCAAAYGGAGGAAGCUUCAUUUGAAAAACUAAGUACUCACAUAAUCCAAUAGCUUGUAGAAGCACGUUUAGCUGCAGUGACUCUCGGUAGUAAUUUGUCUGACUUUAUCACUUCAUUGUGAAKGAUUUUUGGGCCUCUUGUCUUUCAGCAUUGUAUCAAACUGAGGUUUGUAGACAUUCGGUUCUGAAACAUCUCUUUUAAGGUCCAACCAAAGCAUCUGAACUAUGUUGACGUCUAGACUAGUUCACAAACCUAUAGCAUGAUGCCAUUUUAUUUUUAGGCAAAGGAGGAUUUGCUCAGUAACUCUUUGUAAAACUCUAUACUUGUUUAGAAUUUUUCUAAUUAUUCUUUAACUGAAUUUGACUUGUAACUGAGAUGAUCGUGAAGUUUCUGUCACUUCGCAAAGCACUGCAGAGUGUGUUGUUGGGCCACUGUCUCUGGGAUGUCCACCCCUCGCUAGAUUAUCUCUCUUAAAUGUUUUCCAACUGUAAGUAAUUGUUGUAACUCUAGAAUGACGGACUCAACUAAUAUAAAAAUGGCAUUUUAACUGUUCCUAUCAUGGCAGGCAUCAACAAUUGCUACUYAGAAAAUGUAUGUUGUUAAACCCCAGAGGAGCAAUCUGUCAAAACUCCUGAAUUUAUAGUAAGUUAUCACGCCGAUGACUCAUUUAUCAAGUAAAUCUGAUGUUUAUUUUAUCACACAUAUUCCUUUUGGCUUCACAUUUGUGCAGUAAUURAUAGUCUAGAGUGAAUUGUGUGCUUGUACACUUGAAGUUAGAUUUACAUAAUUGUAGAAGCUGUUAAAGGCCCGAUCAGUUCUGUUAUGUUUUGUCCUAGAACUGAAAGGCGGAAACACUUUUGUUUUUACCAUGCUUGUAGUUCAAGUUUAAAAUGUAACUSCAGACAUUUGAGAUUUUWAUUAAUGAUUUCCAUCUGUUUUCUUGUCCAAAAAUAUUAUCAGGCUGCCACAGUUUAUCACGUACUAAACAAAAACAUCACUUAUAAAUAUCAGUAAUACCAAUAUGCAAACAUUUAAAUUCAAAUUUGUUCUAUGCAUAAAAUUUGUCUUUGAAAUUUUCUUUUGAGAUUUAAACAAAAACUUGGAUUUGUACUUUAAAUCAAUGAAAGGUAAGUUUAACGACAGAACAGAUCGCUUAACGGCCGCAUCUGCUCUAGUUAGUUCUAAAAAGAAAAAUUAGAUGGGAUCCUAGGAGAGUCGCCCUGAGCUGAUCUGCUGUUCACAAAAACCCCUUUUACAUUUUUGUAGUCAUUAUUUAGUACUAGAUAAUACACAGCAUAUGUAACACUAUUGGUGUGAUUUUACGUGUGAAAUCUACAGCAUCAACUUGCUCCACUUUUUCUUUUUUUUUUCUCAAUAUAAACUAAACAUAUGAGAAAACUGGAAGCAGCCAGUUUGCUUAGUUGCAAUGGAAAAACAAAACAGCUGCUGGUAGAAGUUUCAUGUAUACUACACUACGAGAAGAAGUAUGAUUCAAACUUUUCCAUCUAACUUACAAUGGAGAAGGACAGUAGAUAAAACUGACUCCCAAGUUACCAAACGUUUCAUUUCAAAUGCGAUAUCCCUGGUUUAGUGUGCUUURAAAAGUAUAAAAGUAAUUUAGUUGUCAAAAGAGGAUUGUUAUUCUUCCUUACAAUCAUGUAUUUUUAUAAUUUAUUAUCAACAGCUUUUACUUUUCAUCUCCAAAAGCAUAAGGCUAUGUUGAUUUUUUUUUUAAAAUGGAAAUGGGGCUUUUUGCAGGACACAGAUGUUUAAACAGGAAAUCUUUUAGGGCUUCAAAAUGUACUGUAAAUCUAUCUAACCACACUUAUAAAAGACACUGCUAGGUAAUUACUAAAACCGCUUUCUCUAAUAAACAAAUACUUUAUGUGGAAAUGUUUUAUACUGUUCAGAUUAGUUCUUUAUAUACUGUACUGCUGUUUAUCUGUUUCAGCUGAUGUAGCAUUUAAAGCUGCGGUAACUUUGAUUUAGCAUGUGCAAUUUUUUUUUGUUUUCGGUAGUAUGCUUUUCCAGGUGUACUUAUUGCCACAGAACAGAUAGUUUAAUGGCCGCAUCUGCUUUAGUUAGUUCUGAAAGGAAAAAAUUAGAURGGGUCCUAGUAGAGUCACACUGAGCUGAUCUGCUGCUUUGAUCUGGAAGUUGUAAGACUUUUCAAACAUAUGGCACAGCUCUCCAUGCAGGCAGUCACUAUCUGAGCUUUUUGCUAGAAGAUUUUGUCGUAUAUAGUUUUUAUGUUGCUUACUUUCUUUUUUGUUUUUGUACUUUUUUUUUGUAUUUGUCAGCAGGUUAGUUUUCUGUUUAAAUAAAAAACAUCACCAAAGUUAGAUUUCUGUAGCUACUUUCUUUAAAUUCUGCUUAUUUAGUUGCUUUUGCUCUUUUUUUUUGUUCAUUUCUGUGUCACAUAAGUGUUUUGUAACAAACCGCCUUUACAAUAAAAGUGUAAAUGUGAA
Messenger RNA from Poecilia reticulata (guppy), 5728 nucleotides. RefSeq names its product spondin 1b (gene spon1b). The record is from RefSeq and is a predicted model, not a curated record. Gene Ontology annotation, biological process: cell adhesion. Gene Ontology annotation, cellular component: extracellular matrix. NCBI's taxonomy places the organism in Eukaryota, Metazoa, Chordata, Actinopteri, Cyprinodontiformes, Poeciliidae.